AUGGGCUAUAGAAAACCAUACCUCUUCCACAGAAUCAAAUCCAACAUCCCUCUCCUGAAUAAAUCCAACGUCCUCGUCUACGAAGGCAUCUCCCCAGAGGUCGAAGUCCCUACUGCCGUGAACCUUGCCGAGGACGCGGUCAUCAGUGCGCUCGCCUGCCGUGUCAAUUACAACUCCGCGUCCAAAGAACUGGCCGUCACGGCCUGCGAGCCAGUGCAUACCCUGCACCAGACCUGGAUCAAACGCGAACUCGGCAGAGGCUUGCUAUCUGGCUUCUUCCUCGUCAAAGAGUGGAACGCCAUCGACUCCACGACGGCAAAAAGUUUCAACGCCUUUGUGGCCCCGUACCAGGCCUCGUGGAGACAGCCCGAGUACUACCUGAAGCCGCGGCACCAUGUCCUUCCGACUCUAGUCGUGGAGAGCGGCUGGGAAGUGUCUUAUCCCAGCUUAAUCCGAGACAAGGACCUCUGGUUGAUCGGCGGCUCGCCGCAUGUCAACGUCGUCGUGGUCAUCGAGUGGUCCAGGUCUCCGAGAAACCGUAUCCGAGGCCGGUUGGAAGUAUACAGGAGACAAAGCGGACUGGUGCAAGUGGAGUCGAUCUUCCCCGAACCUAGCCCGAGAGUCGCUCCCCAGGUGAUUCGACUCACGAGGGAUGAGCUCUUCGACAAGGCGAAGUCCCCGCAUUGCGAUGCGGAGGAAAAGAUAAAUUUCUCGGUGGAUCGUCUCCGCGAGGCUGCGAGAAAUGCCUUCCACAAUGUUGGAUAUAUUCCUGCCUAG
This is a messenger RNA of Aspergillus melleus, 777 nucleotides long. RefSeq lists its product as uncharacterized. Bases 1 to 777 code for a protein of 258 amino acids. The record is from RefSeq and is a predicted model, not a curated record. Lineage: Eukaryota; Fungi; Ascomycota; Eurotiomycetes; Eurotiales; Aspergillaceae. The transcript has 3 exons.